Messenger RNA from Humulus lupulus (European hop), 1365 nucleotides. RefSeq lists its product as uncharacterized. Gene Ontology annotation, molecular function: DNA helicase activity. NCBI's taxonomy places the organism in Eukaryota, Viridiplantae, Streptophyta, Magnoliopsida, Rosales, Cannabaceae. Gene Ontology annotation, biological process: telomere maintenance; DNA repair. Bases 1 to 1365 code for a protein of 454 amino acids. The record is from RefSeq and is a predicted model, not a curated record. The transcript has 5 exons.
AUGAGAAUGAUGCUCAACUUUGUCAAAGGAAGCACUUCGUUUGAAAGUAUUAGAACAAUUAAUGGAGUGGCCUAUCCUACUUUUAAAGUAGCAUGCUAUGCUUUGGGAUUAUUAGACAAUGAUAAAGAGUGGAUCGAUUGCUUGACUGAAGCUGCAAUUUGGGCAACCUUAGCUUAUGAAGCAAUGACACAUUCUUUUGAGAAUAACGAACGCAAUUUAUUUUUUAUUAAUGGACAUGGAGUCAUAGCAACUUUAUUAUUGCCUAAUGAUAGGAUAGCUCAUUCACGAUUUCAUAUUCCCUUGGAUGUUACAACAGAGUCAACUUAUGAAAUUCGACACGGCACCCAAUUAGCUGCACUUCUUACGAAAACUUCCUUGAUCAUUUGGGAUGAAGCACCUAUGGAAAAUAAGUUUUUCUUUGAAGCUUUGGAUAAGACCUUAAGAGAUAUUCUAAGAACAAGUUAUGAAAAUAGUUAUACCAAACCUUUUGGAGGACUUACGAUGGUAUGUGGUGGCGAUUUCCGUCAAAUAUUGCCAGUUGUCCCAAAGGGUACAAGAGUUGACAUUGUUGAUGCUUCUCUUAACUCAUCAUACUUGUGGUUGUUUUUCAAAAUAUAUCAGCUCAACCAAAACAUGAGGCUCUAUAAUGGAAGUGUAAGUAGCUCUGAGGCUGCUAAAAUAGCUUCUUUUGACAAAUGGUUCUUGCAGAUUCGAGAUGGUUCAUUAUAUGAUGACACUGAUAGAGAAUUAAUAAAAAUUUCUUCGGAUAUAUGGAAAAACUCAUCUGAAGAUCCAAUGAAAUCUAUAGUUGAAGCUAUCUACUCUUCACUUUUGCAUAAGUACAAUGAUUCGACAUAUUUGAAAGAAAGAGCAAUAUUAACGCCAAAAAAUGAAAUGGUUCAGGAGUUGAAUGAGAUGAUUAUGAAUAUAAUGCCGAGAGAAGGGAGAACCUAUUUAAGCUUUGACAGUAUAUGCAAAGCAAGCGUCAACACAAAUGAUGAAGAUCUUCUGUACCAAGCUGAAUUUUUGCAUGGUUUGAAAUUUAAUGGCAUCCCAAAUCAUGACAUACGACUUAAGGAAGGUGCUCCUGUAAUGCUACUUAGAAAUCUAAAUCAAAUAGAGGGCCUAUGCAAUGGCACAAGGUGCCACCAGCAAGGUGUGUAUGCUUCGUACACAUUUGGCCCUCAAGGCAGUCAAGUCAAGGUUAUCCUUCUAGAUACUAGAUACCACCAAGACCCUCUCUCUAGUGAUGGGACUAUCUUGGGGGCUUCACAAUGGACAUGGUUGGAAAAGGAGCUCAAUAGUACACCUUCAUCUAUCACUAUAAUUGGCUUUUCUAUUCAGGUAGCUGUUAAUAAUACAUGA